AUGGGAGUGAGUGCCUCCCUUUCAAUUUGUAAAUCAUUAUCUUCUAUUCGAGUUAAGCAAACAACAAAUAAAGUCACACCAGAUCUCCAGUUCAAAAAAGAAAGAAGUACAUUUGGUGUUUCUCUAGAAACUCUCAUGCAGGAUGCACCACAAUGUGGAGUUCCCUUUCUUGUGACACAGAUGGUGGAAUACCUAGAAGUAUUUGGUCUGGAGCAUGUAGGUAUAUUUCGAAUCAAUGGCUCAGUGAAUACAGUCAAGGAAUUGAAGCGGAAAUACAACCAAGGGGAAAAAGUAGACCUUAUUAAUGAUGGAGAUGUUGAUUCUGUUGCCAGUCUACUGAAAGUCUUUCUGAAGGAACUCCCCGUGGCUGUUUUUCCAGACCACUUAUGUGCUGACUUUCUAAAAGCUUUCCAAGAGCAUGAAAUCAACACAGCAGAAUGUAUAAAGAAUCUGAGACAGUUACUCAGCAGCUUGCCCAAAGCCCAUCACAGCCUCCUUCAGUUCCUGGCUGCUUUCCUGUUAAAGGUAUCAACACACAGCGCAGUGAAUUUCAUGACUCUGGAAAACCUAGCCAUUGUGUUUGGGCCUGCUUUUUUUAAGAUCCCCGUGAGUCCCUUGGCUUGUGAAGAACAAAAGCUUUGCAAUAGCUUCCUACUGUAUUUGCUUCAACACUAUGAGAUGCUUUUUGUUGAUUUGAACCCUUGUUUCUCACCAAGACAAGCAGACGAUCCUCAGAAAGAUAACACAGAAGAUGAUAAAAGAAACAGACACAUGUUAUUAAGCAUUCAGGAUAAUUCCGUGAGCACCACAGCUUUAGCACAGUGUGAUGGAGAUUCAGACUCUGUGCAUGAAGAUCAAGCAGCCAGUUCCAGCCCCAGAGAUGGUGAUAACAAAGAAAAUUACCCAGACAAUGCUGCAAUUCUAGAAGAAAGACAGCUGCCUUUGCAAGACAUCCAGCACCACAAGCAGCAAGCGGCAGUUGACUGCACACUGAGACCUGCAAUGGGCAACUUAAAGCUAAGAAAGCCUAAGUCCAUGGCAAAACUAGAAAAUGGAAAAAGCCAUGAGGAAAGUCAGGACCUGGAGAACAUAUUGCCUGGCCUUUCCACCUGGCAGGGGACGGCAGGAGCCUCCACUGAUGCCUAUGCCCAGAACAUGCCUUUCAGAUGCCAGGAAACAGUCGGGAGAUUUCCGCCAAUAAUAGAUCAGAGCACAUGCAUUUCACCAAAAGAAGCAACUGAGCAACUACACAGCAAAAAUGAGAAUUCUUUGUUGAAGCUACAAGCCCUUGAAACUGAUCUGUGCUCUGCAUUUCUGACAACCCAGGAAGAAACUCCGCAGCUGCCAGCAUCCAAGGACCCAGCCCCUUCAUCAGUCCAGACCAGCGUGCAAGCUGAUGGGGCCAGUUGUGGAGAGCAAUAUCACUUCAUUUCUCCUAUUAUUGAUUUUAAUUUAAUGCAUCAGCAGAGAGAUAGUGAAGUAUGGAAACCAGUUCUUGCAAAUAUAUAG
Rhea pennata is the source of this 1509-nucleotide messenger RNA. It is a transcript of the gene FAM13C, whose product is annotated as family with sequence similarity 13 member C. The record is from RefSeq and is a predicted model, not a curated record. The transcript is spliced from 14 exons. Gene Ontology annotation, biological process: signal transduction. Bases 1 to 1509 code for a protein of 502 amino acids. Lineage: Eukaryota; Metazoa; Chordata; Aves; Rheiformes; Rheidae.